AUGCCCCGGAUUAAAGCGGUAGUGAGACGAUAUGGCGCAUAUUGUGAUGUUUCUGAUUCUACCGACGACUCUGAAAAGGUCGAGAAUCCAGGGCUGAGUAAGAAGCAUAUGAAACAUAAACGCCGGAAUAAACAUGUAAUUUUAAGGCAAGGAGUUCGAGUAAUGCGAGAGAUACGUAAGUAUCAGAAAUCAACAAAUCUUCUGAUUCAAAAGUCACCUUUUGCUCGCCUUGUGAAAAGUACAGCUAAGGAACUAACUGGUUGUUAUAUCAGUGUCCGUUUUUGUGUGGAAGCUAUUGCAGCAUUGCAAGAAGCAGCAGAAGCUUUUCUGGUCCAACAUUUUGAAAAUGCGAAUUCAUGUACUUUACAUCGAAAUCGAGUAACCUUAACGAUAAGAGACGUGCACCUAGUUCGCAAACUAUUCAAUUAUUAA
Thelazia callipaeda (thelaziosis nematode) is the source of this 432-nucleotide messenger RNA. Lineage: Eukaryota; Metazoa; Nematoda; Chromadorea; Rhabditida; Thelaziidae. The record is from the annotation of a GenBank genome assembly.